Molecule: messenger RNA, 651 nt
Organism: Brettanomyces bruxellensis
Lineage: Eukaryota; Fungi; Ascomycota; Pichiomycetes; Pichiales; Pichiaceae
Exons: 1
Coding region: 1-651 (216 amino acids)
Biological process (GO): endosome organization
Cellular component (GO): BLOC-1 complex
Source: RefSeq, a predicted model, not a curated record
AUGCACCAAUUUCUUGUUUAUUAUUCAGUGUAUGACUUUGCAUUAAAACUCGAAUCCUACAGAUCGAUUACUUUAAUGGAUGAUCAUAUAACGGGUGACAGUGACUCUCGAGCAGAAUUAAAUUCAUACUCGGAAUCCGAGGCCGGAACUCUUAAUGCUCAUGUCCCAAAUGACGCAAGUACACUAACGUUAUCACAUGAACAAAAUAUAAAUGAUGAAGGUGUAACCUCUAAUAGAACUAGUAGUUACAGUGGUGGCUAUAUGGGAAUAACCGAGACCAAUCAUGAUAAUUGUGAUGGUACUGAAAGUUCUGAAAAUCAAAUUGUGAACAAUGAUGAAGACGAUCCAUUACAUAUAAGACAGCUUGCGCUAAACUUUGAUUAUCUCAUGUACAAAAUACGUGACCAUACGUUUGUAUUAUCUGACGCAGUGGUUAGAAAUGUUGAUUAUGCAAAACGGCAGCAGGAAGUUGAACUUUCAAAGAUAAGCCGUCGAAUACGUGAGGCAAGAAGACUUAUUGAAGAGUGUAAGAGAACAAAUAUGGAGAUCGAUAAAUUGGAACAAUUUAAAUUGUUGACACGAGAUUUUAAGCAAAGACUUGAAGAGGUAAAUAAACGGAUGAAUACCCAUAACAAGAAGUACAGGAAAUAG